UAUACAACACAGGAUAUGCUUGCCGGUGUUCCACGCCUCCAAUCCGUAAUCCUCACCGCGCUCCUUCUCUCCCAACACUUUUCGCCUGUCUUUGCCUCGUCGCUUCCAGUGCAAAAGCGCAUUUGCCCAGACAACGACCCAGCACACUGUUACCCCCGUGUGUUUGAACCCACACGCGAGUGGCAGCAAAUCAGAGAGGGCCAGGAGAUCCCUGCGGGCUUACACGUCCGAAUGAACAUGGCCACGCAUGUCAAAGAGGCGAAGUUGCUUGAUGACGAGACAGGCGAGCACGUGUUGAACCUUAGCCCGGGAAAGGCAAUAGUUGCGCACAUCACGGAUGAGGACGACCUAGCGGAUGUGUCCAUUCAUGACGACGCAUUGGACGCACACAAGGGCCAGGUACAUGCGAACCGCGGUGCCGAGACCAGCGACUUGUCCUAUGCCGUCAACGAAUUCAGAUACAUUUGCGAUUUCUCAGAUGGUGGGGCAGAAUCCUUGGAUUUAGCUAACCUGGAGCGUUUGCACGCGGCGCUCACGGUGCUCGAAGAGUUAGGCCAUGACUUGGAGUACGGCGAGGAGUUGACACGCGCGGACCUUGUCGCACACCUCCUCCGGUUCUCGGCACCGACCACAGCCAAAGACACCGUGAAUGUCCAGGAAAAGUGCUACCAGGUGAUGGCCGCGAUGCACCGCAAUAACCCGCUCGCGAUCCAAAACACGUUUGCUCAGCAGCCCCAGUUUGUCAAGAAGCUCUUACAGCGGCUUGAAGACGAGAUAUCACCGUUACUCUUGAAGCGUGCACUCUCGGUACUCGAUGCUGUCGUGCUCGACCCGGCGGGGAUGCAACAGUUUGAGAAAGACCUGGGAAUGGCUACAUUGGUGGGACUCCAUUCCAAGUUCGAAAACACCAAGGCGUAUACCAAAUAUUUGUCGGUGUUUGAGGACAUGGGAACCUCCUACAACGCCCAGAAAGUUGCUUCUCCGGUAUUGAAGAAGCGCUCGGGCGCAUCUCCCCAGGAAAAAGCGGUGGAGCUUGAGGAGAGCUUGGUAAGCGGCUCGCUCACGGAGCUUGAGACACAGCAGGCCUUCAGCCGGUUGGUGAAUCUCAAGUUGGAGCAUGGUGCCGCAAUCAAGCCCAGUGAUAGCUUCAUGGUCUGGAUUGCCCAGCAGGCGGUGGACAGACGGGAGCAGAUGCUCUUGCGGAAGCGGGAUAACACCAUUCCGGGCGACGACGUGUUUGACCAGUUUGUGAUCGAGUCCCGCCACGGUGUGUUUGGGAAUCCCAACGCCAUGAGAAAGAACUGGGAUGGAAUGUAGUUUUAUAAUUUUGACUAGAAUGAAAAGAGGGUUUAGGUGAAGGAAAUUCCAUUAAGGUGGUAACAAGACUACGGAUUAUUAGAUACUGAUGCAAGCAAACUAUGAUUUGAAUUGUCGGGUGAUGGUCAUAAUGCACUUGUAUUAACCAUGAACAUAUCCACAAUAGUUUUGUUCUACUCCAUGUAUAUAAAAAAAAAUAC
This is a messenger RNA of Babjeviella inositovora NRRL Y-12698, 1517 nucleotides long. RefSeq lists its product as uncharacterized. The transcript has a single exon. Gene Ontology annotation, cellular component: endoplasmic reticulum. Gene Ontology annotation, molecular function: adenyl-nucleotide exchange factor activity. Lineage: Eukaryota; Fungi; Ascomycota; Pichiomycetes; Serinales. The coding region runs from base 16 to 1317 and encodes 433 amino acids. The record is from RefSeq and is a predicted model, not a curated record.